Messenger RNA from Lampris incognitus (smalleye Pacific opah), 2224 nucleotides. It is a transcript of the gene klhl15, whose product is annotated as kelch-like family member 15. Gene Ontology annotation, cellular component: nucleus; Cul3-RING ubiquitin ligase complex. NCBI's taxonomy places the organism in Eukaryota, Metazoa, Chordata, Actinopteri, Lampriformes, Lampridae. The coding region runs from base 57 to 2105 and encodes 682 amino acids. The transcript is spliced from 9 exons. Gene Ontology annotation, molecular function: protein binding. Gene Ontology annotation, biological process: nuclear protein quality control by the ubiquitin-proteasome system; protein ubiquitination. The record is from RefSeq and is a predicted model, not a curated record.
UGGCAACGUGCCCUCGCUUUCCGUUUUCUUGAAACCCGGAAUCUAACCCGCAACUCAUGUCUGAAGGACCCAGAGCCGCCUGGUCGAAGAGGGGUUGCGGGGAUUCGCAUCGCCGAGAACAAGGGAAACCUAAACAUAGGAAAUGUGAGCGGCCCCUGUACGCACUACCAGUGAAACCUGUGACUGUGCGCCUGGGCUCCAAAAGGUGUGUUAUGUCGGGGGGGGAUGUGGAGGUGUACCUGUCCCAGGUGCAUGAUGGGAGCGUGUCGUCGGGGUUCCGGGCACUGUACGAGGAGCGUCUGCUGCUGGACGUCACACUGCUGAUAGAGGAGCAUCACUUCCAGGCCCACAAGGCCUUGCUGGCCACUCAGAGUGACUACUUCCGGGUCAUGUUCACGGCAGAUAUGAGGGAGAGGGACCAGGACAAGAUCCACAUGAAGGGACUGACCGCCGCGGGAUUCGGCCACGUUCUCCGCUUCAUGUAUUAUGGCUCGCUAGAGCUCAGUAUGCCCACCGUCCAGGAGAUCCUGCAGGCGGCGAUGUAUGUCCAGCUGACAGAGGCAGUGGAGUUCUGCUGCUCUUUCCUCCUGACGAAGAUCUGCCUGGAAAAUUGUGCUGAGGUCAUGCGUCUCCUGGAGGACUUCAGCGUGGGCGUGGAGGGCGUGCAGGAGCAGCUCGACAACUUCCUCCUUGAUAACUUUGUCCCCCUCAUGAGCCGGCCCGACUUCCUGUCCUACCUCAGCUUGGAGAGAUUGCAGGCAUACCUGGAGAGUGAUGCUCUGAGCCGUUUCCCAGAGAUCGAGUUGUACGAGGCGGUCCAGUCCUGGCUGCGACACGACCGUCGCCGUUGGAGACACACUGACACCAUCGUCCAGUCCAUCCGUUUCUGCCUCAUGACUCCAGCCAACAUCUUCGAGAAGGUGAAGACGUCGGAGUUCUAUCGUUACUCCCGGCAGCUGAGACAGGAAGUCGACCAGGCACUCAGCUACUUCCAUGAUGUCAACCAGCAGCCACUAGUGGAGUCACGCUCCAACCGGAUCCGCUCUGUCCGGCCACAGACGGCCGUCUUCAGGGGCAUGAUUGGACACAGCAUGGUCAACAGCAAGAUCCUGCUGCUGCAUCGGCCUAAGGUAUGGUGGGAGCUGGAGGGCCCCCAGGUGCCCCUACGACCUGACUGUCUGGCUAUCGUUAACAAUUUUGCCUUCCUGCUGGGCGGAGAGGAGCUAGGUCCGGACGGGGAGUUCCACGCCUCCUCCAAGGUGUACCGCUAUGACCCCCGGCAGAAUUCUUGGCUCCGGAUGGCCGACAUGUCUGUGCCCAGGUCAGAGUUUGCCGUUGGGGUUAUCGGCAAGUUUAUCUACGCAGUGGCGGGCCGCACGCGCGAUGAGACGUUCUACUCCACGGAGCGUUACGACAUCACGGAGGACCGCUGGGAGUUUGUGGACCCGUACCCGGUCAACAAGUACGGUCACGAGGGGACGGUGCUCAACGGCAAGCUUUACAUCACCGGUGGCAUCACCUCCUCCUCCACCUCCAAGCAAGUGUGCGUGUUCGAUCCGGGGCGGGAGGGUGGAGGCGGGGGAGGAGGAGGAGGAGGAGGAGGGGUGUGUGGGGGAGGCUCAGGUGCGGCGGAAGCCCAUAGGACGCGGGGUGGCCGCAGCCCGCUGCUCCCCGGCACACAUGCCAAUUGCUGGGAGAACAAGUCCAAGAUGAACUACGCCCGCUGCUUCCACAAGAUGAUCUCCCACAACGGGAAGCUGUAUGUAUUUGGGGGCGUGUGUGUUAUCCUGAGGGCUUCCUUCGAGUCCCAGGGCUGCCCGUCCACAGAGGUGUACAACCCAGAGUCGGACGAGUGGACCAUCCUGGCGUCCAUGCCCAUUGGCCGCAGUGGCCACGGGGUGGCAGUGUUGGACAGGCAGAUCAUGGUGCUGGGGGGACUUUGUUACAACGGCCACUACAGUGACUCCAUCCUCACCUUUGACCCCGAGGAGAACAAGUGGAAGGAGGAUGAGUAUCCCAGGAUGCCUUGCAAACUGGACGGUCUGCAGGUGUGCAGUCUGCACUUCCCAGAGUACGUGCUGGAGCACGUCAGACGUUGCAGCUGAGGUCUGCCCCCAAGACCACCCCUCCUUUUUUCAAUUGCACGCAGGGAGAUUAGGUGUCUACAGGUGUGAGACGAACACACUGGUGACACACAGGCUUUUACACUAGAGACCAGCGCUUA